CCCUAAUAAGAUAUGUUAACAUUCUUGAAACCAAAACAAUAUACAGAUAUUUAUCAUCUAUCUCCAUCAAUGGGAAACUCUCUUAAGUCUUUCAGACAACAACCAUCUUCAACUGCUUACGAGCCUCUCAUCUCGGUUUCAGAAAAGGAGAAUCUUAGAGCCUUCACCUUCACGGAACUGAAGAAAGCAACCAAGAAAUUCAGACCAGACAUAAUCGUAGACGUAGUUGGCAACAACUGCUUUGUUCGGACAUUCUACAAGUGCUACAUCGACAAGAACACAUUUUCUCUAUCAAGGACUGAAACCGGAGUCGCUGUUUCUGUCUUGGAACGUAAUAGUGUACCGUACACUCUACAAGUGGAGGAUCAAGAGAUCAAGUCUAGAGGACAGAUUUAUCAUCCCAAUUUGGUCAAAGUUUUGGGUUACUGUUGUAAAGAUAACACAUCACACUUCUUGGUUUUCGAAUACUACAAAGGAAGUUUGGAUCGUCACAUCUACGGAAAAGAAGAGGCAUUGCCAUGGGAUAUAGCUCAAGGUCUGGCGUUUAUACACUCCAUCAAGAACUUUCCACUCGAUCAAGAACUCAGAUUGCAUAACAUCAUGCUUGACGAGGAAUACAAUGCAAAACUAUUUUAUCUUGAUUCAAACGAAGAGUGUUUGGAAUAUACACAAAUCAGAAGAACAGAUGAUGUAUACAACUCUCCUGAAUCUCUUUGUUUCAACGGGAAUAUUGUGGAGACCGAUGUUUUCACAUUUGGUGUCAUCCUGCUUGACCUUUUAACUGGUUCCAAAGAUACAGUUAAAAACGAGAGAAGCAAAAGCUCAGGUGUAUGGACAUCGUUAUUGUCCGAUGAUCAUAAGAUUGCGGAAAUCAUCGAUCCAAGACUUGGCAACAGUUAUCCUGUGAAUGCAGCGACACAGAUCGGCACACUCAUAAGAAGAUGCACCAAGUGGGACAAGUGGAAACGACCAUCGAUGGAACAAGUCUUGGAUACUCUAAAUUAUAUUGCAGAGAUUAAAGAUUAAAUGUGUAGAGGAACAAGUCUUAGAUACUCUGAUAUGUAUUGUAGAAAAGUGCGUCUGGUGGACAAAACCAUAAGUUUUUCUAACGAACUCUAAAUUACUUAAAGGUAAGUUUUACAAUUUCAUAAAAUAAUCAGAAAACCAAGGCCAAACGAAACUAAACCAAAGGUAACAAGU
This is a messenger RNA of Thlaspi arvense, 1200 nucleotides long. The record is from the annotation of a GenBank genome assembly. NCBI's taxonomy places the organism in Eukaryota, Viridiplantae, Streptophyta, Magnoliopsida, Brassicales, Brassicaceae.